UGACGCCGGCCCUGGUGGGUGGGACUGUGAAUGGGAGUUGCAUGGUUACCAAGCGACAGGAUCCAGUUGUGGUUGUCAAACUAGUUUGUCUACAGGCUGCUUUGGGUGCUGCUCAACCGGAAGAACACAGUGCAGAUCACGAGGAAUUGCCUGUCCCCCAGGAGAGAUGGCUGAACUGAACCCAGCGAAGGAGGGGGGUCAGGCGGAGGAGAUCACAGAGAUGGUGUGCCUGGAGUCUGACCUCAAGGAAGGAGAGAUGCGCGAGGUGGAGGUGGGGAGCCACAAAGUGCUGCUGGUCAGAAGUGAGGGGGGGUACAGCGCUGUUGGAAACCUGUGUACCCAUUACGGAGCGACUCUCAGCAAAGGAGCUCUUUCAGGAAGCAGAGUGCGUUGUCCUUGGCACGGGGCCUGCUUCAAUAUUAAAACAGGAGACAUUGAGGAAUACCCUGGUCUGGACAGUUUGCCUUGUCACAAGGUCAAAAUCGAGAACAGCAAGGUGUUUGUAUCAAUAAACAAAAAGGACCUGGAGAAGACAAGGAGGGUGAAAGAGAUGGGCUGCCGAGUGGCUGGGGAUUCCAGCACAGUGCUGAUCAUUGGAGGAGGUCCUGCUGCCCUGGUCUGUGCAGAGACUCUCCGCCAGGAAAGCUAUGGGGGGAGGAUCAUCAUGGCAACGAAAGAGGAGCUUCCUCCCUACGACAGGACCAAGCUCAGCAAGGCCAUGAACGUGAAAGCUGACAGUAUCUUGCUGAGGCAGCUGGAUUUUUACCAGUCCUGUGAUAUCGAGGUGUGGUUGAGAAGGGAGGCUGUGUCGGUGAACACAGAUGAAAAGAUGGUCACUUUCCAGGACGGCUCAGUGCAGCACUAUGAUCAGCUGCUGAUAGCAACCGGCUCUAGACCGAGGGAGGUGACCUGUCCUGGAGCGGACCUGGACAAUGUGACUCUGCUCCGCACGCCUGAGGACAGCAGCCGAAUUCACCAGGCAGCGCUGGGCAAGAAUGUGGUGAUCCUGGGCACCUCCUUCAUAGGAAUGGAGGUGGCGUCUUACCUGUCUGCCACGGCCUCCAGCGUGUCUGUGAUUGGAAACAGCGCGGUCCCCUAUCAGAACACCCUGGGCACAGAGAUUGGCAGAGUUGCCAGGAAGAUGCUGGAGGAAAAGAAUGUGAAGUUCUAUAUGGAGGACGGUGUGACGGAGUUAACGGGAGAGAAUGGAAAGGUGAAACAAGUGCUGCUGAAAAGUGGGAAGAUCCUGCCGGCCGAUGUGUUUGUCACUGGCAUAGGCGUUCAGCCCAAUUCGGCUUUCCUGAAAGGAAGCACGGUGGCACUGGAUUCAACGGGAGCUGUCAUCGUUGACAAGUUUAUGCAGACCGGUGUCCCAGGUGUCUUUGCUGCAGGGGACGUGACGUCAUUUCCUCUUUCCCUACGGAAAGACAAGAUGGUCAAUAUUGGGCACUGGCAGCUGGCGCAUGCACAUGGACGGAUCGCCGCCUUAAACAUGUUGAAGAAACAGGUGGGAAUAAACUCAGUUCCUUUCUUCUGGACGAUGCUGAUGGGAAAAAGCUUCCGCUAUGCAGGCUAUGGAGAAGGACACACUGAGGUCAUCAUGAAAGGAAAAGUGGAAGAGAUGAAGUUUCUAGCCUUUUAUAUCAAGGAAGACGUGGUGGUGGCUGUCGCCAGCUUGAACUUUGACCCUAGUGUUUCCCAGGUUGCAGAGGUCAUGGCUUCUGGGAGGACCAUCUCCAAAGCACAGGCUAAGUCUGAUGACAUGAGCUGGUUGAAGCUGCCCUGAUCUUCUCUUCCUCACAGUCCUGAUUUACAGUGUGCCUCACUUUAACACAGUGAAUAUAAAGAGGUCUUCAAUUAAGAUUCUUGCUUGCUGGUGUUUUCUUUCAGUGUACUGGAGGGGGUUCCUAAGGGCGCGUCCACAAUUAUCAGCACAUACAGGAAACGUACAUGUAAGAAAUGAUAACAUUCAAUGGAAACCUUGCAAGGAAUGUUUUGAUCGUUUUUACGGCUAACAACCACCACAAUGACCAAGCACUGAAGGCUAACAAGCAGGAAGUCCUGUGAAUAUCUUGAGCUUAAAAAUGGGUCAUUCUUUUUUCUUUUCUUUUUUUAAUAAUGGUGUUCAUUUUUGACUGCCCUUAAGCUGUGACCGGGUGACUAUAUUGUUCUUCUAAACAAAGAGGUUUCACGGUUGAAAACGUGUGACUUUGACUGUAUACUAUACAAGAUAAUAAACACAGGUUAUUUUGUCAAGGUAA
Acipenser ruthenus (sterlet) is the source of this 2261-nucleotide messenger RNA. Its product is annotated as apoptosis-inducing factor 3-like. The transcript is spliced from 19 exons. NCBI's taxonomy places the organism in Eukaryota, Metazoa, Chordata, Actinopteri, Acipenseriformes, Acipenseridae. Bases 167 to 1786 code for a protein of 539 amino acids. Gene Ontology annotation, molecular function: 2 iron, 2 sulfur cluster binding; flavin adenine dinucleotide binding; oxidoreductase activity, acting on NAD(P)H. Gene Ontology annotation, cellular component: cytoplasm. The record is from RefSeq and is a predicted model, not a curated record.